CCUUUGACUCGCAGACAUGGAGCGCACUUUCCGCCAGCAGCUCUGCUUCCUGCUCUUGAGUCUGUGUGUCCUCAAGGGAGACUGCAGAUACAUCGAGGACAACGACAUCCUGAAAGAUGAAUUGUACUCCUUUUUCAACUCGGAGCUGCGCAGGGAAACCCCACAGGAGUCAAUCAUGUACCGCCGACCACUGCGUUGUUUGGACAUGGUGGCCGUGGAGGGUCGCUUCACCUUCACAGCGGAGCAUCCUCAGCUCAGCUGCGCCGCUUUCUUCAUGGCCGAGCCCGACGAGGUCGUCAGCGUGGAGUACGACAGCGUGGACAUCGACUGCAAGGGUGGAGACUUCAUCACGGUGUUUGACGGCUGGGUGAUGAAGGGGGAGAAGUUCCCCAGCUCCCAGGACCACCCGCUGGCCCCGCACGAGCGCUACGUGGACUACUGUGACUCGGCCUCCCUCAGGAGAAGCGUGCGCUCCUCACAGAACGUGGCCAUGAUCUUCUUCCGUGUGCACAACGCCGGCAGCGGCUUCAGCCUGACCAUCAGGAAGCUGGCCAACCCCUUCCCCUGCAAUGUCAUCUCGCAGUCGCCAGAGGGCAGCCACACGAUGGUGAUCCCCCAGCAGCACAGGAACUGCAGCUUCUCCAUCAUCUACCCCGUGGAGAUCGACAUCUCUGAAUUCACGCUGGGGCUCCGCAGCAACUUCCCGAAGAGAUCCAUGGCGGGAUGUGCGUCCGAAACGGGGGAUUUUGUGCAACUCCUGGGAGGAAGCGGUCUGGACACCUCCAAGCUGCUGCCCAUCACGGACCUCUGCGCCGCCUCUGCUGGUCCCAGUAAGUACUGCAAUGCUGUUCUUACCAUGUCCAUUGAAGUAAAAAAAAAAAAAAAAGUCGAGUGUUGGUGUUUGCGCAGCCCACGUGAAGGUCGGCUGCGACAACACGGUGGUGCGGAUGGUGUCCAGCGGCAGGUUCGUCAACAGGGUGUCCUUCAGCUACCGCCUGCUGGACAGCCAGGAAGUGCAGCGGCUCAAAGUCAACAAUGUGGAGGAUUUUUGCUUCAACAACUAGAACACGGGGCUUGAUUGACGACCUUGUGUGUUCUCUUUGCGGCCACACAACCCAAAGACCAACAUGACAUCCAUGGAGAUGUGCUCCAAAGGCUGUGUUUUAUGUUUAUUGUGUGUGUGUGUGUGUGUGUGUGUGUGUGUGAGUGUAUUUAUUGUCUGAGUGAUGCGCCGGUCUUUCAUUCAAUAAAAAAAAACACAUUUCCAUUAUGCAUUGCAAUUUGUAUACACUACUUCUUUUGUAAUAAAAUAAAAGUGCAUGAUAAAGCCUCGC
Molecule: messenger RNA, 1334 nt
Organism: Dunckerocampus dactyliophorus (ringed pipefish)
Lineage: Eukaryota; Metazoa; Chordata; Actinopteri; Syngnathiformes; Syngnathidae
Gene: crhbp
Product: corticotropin releasing hormone binding protein
Exons: 6
Coding region: 17-1078 (353 amino acids)
Biological process (GO): negative regulation of corticotropin-releasing hormone receptor activity; hormone-mediated signaling pathway; negative regulation of corticotropin secretion
Molecular function (GO): corticotropin-releasing hormone binding
Source: RefSeq, a predicted model, not a curated record